This is a messenger RNA of Cryptomeria japonica (Japanese cedar), 2747 nucleotides long. Its product is annotated as two-component response regulator ORR21. Gene Ontology annotation, molecular function: DNA-binding transcription factor activity; DNA binding. The record is from RefSeq and is a predicted model, not a curated record. Gene Ontology annotation, biological process: phosphorelay signal transduction system; cytokinin-activated signaling pathway. Lineage: Eukaryota; Viridiplantae; Streptophyta; Pinopsida; Cupressales; Cupressaceae. The transcript has 6 exons. Bases 318 to 2465 code for a protein of 715 amino acids.
AGGAAAUUGAAAACGACCCCCACCUGUGUCCACCUUCUCCUGUAUGAAUUUAUAUAAUUUUGUAUCAUCCGGGAAAGAAAAAUUCGACAAAGUUUAAUUUUCCAUAUUGUCGGAAUCGAUUGCAUUGGUCCAACCGAGGGAAAUCUGAAAGUUGGUUGACCAGCUGGAGGAUUCCGAGGCUAUCAUUUAAAACUUCACCUGAAGUUUCAUUUGUAUUCGGUUUCUCUGUUUUCGCCAAUUCUAUGACACCCAACUUGUCAUUAUAAUUAGUCCCUAUUUGGCUGUAAAUUACUUUGAAUUUGAAGAGAAUUACAGUAAUGGCUAACAUCAGCAUAGCUAACAACAAGAGUAAGUUUCCGGAGGGGUUACGCGUGCUGGUGGUGGAUGAUGAUCCUACUUUCCUCAAGGUUCUUCACACUAUGCUCAGCAGAUGCCUCUACCAAGUGACAGCAUGCAGGCUAGCAUCCGUGGCCUUAGCCAUGCUCAGAGAGAAAAAGGACAGCUUUGAUAUAGUCAUCAGUGAUGUGAACAUGCCUCACAUGGAUGGUUUCACGCUCCUUAAACAAGUUGAAUUGGAGAUGAAUCUACCUGUAAUUAUGGUGUCAGGAAACGGAGAUACCAGUGCAGUAAUGAAAGGGAUUGAACAUGGAGCAUGUGACUAUCUGAUUAAACCUGUGCGUAUUCAUGAGCUGAAAAACAUCUGGCAGCAUGUUUUCAGGAGGAAGAGAAAUAAAAGAAAGGAGUUGGACCACUCAGGGGGUGUUGAAGAUGUAGAAGGGCAAAAAAGGGGAUUAGAAAAUGCUAAUAAUUCAUCCCCAGGAACAAUAAGACAAAAUAAUCACAAUGAAGAAGAGGAUCACGGAGAUCAGGAGAAUGAUCCUUCUACACUGAAAAAGCUUCGGUUUAUCUGGACAAGGGACCUGCGUCAACAAUUUGAACGUGCAGUAAAUUACUUAGGAAUUGAAAAUGCUGUUCCCAAAAAGAUACUUGAAUUACUGCCUGUGAAGGGACUUACAAGGGAGAUUGUUGCAAGCCACUUGCAGAAAUAUAGGCUUUCUCGUAAAAGGUCAUAUGGAGGAGGAUAUCCUCAGCCUGCAUUGAUUUAUCCACCUGGAGUGAUGCCAGAAGCAAAUUAUGGUCCAAAAUUUUUCCAUGGCAGGUUCAAGGUUCCAACAAUUAUACCAUCAGGCCAAAUGGUACCUCAAAGUUGGGUUGCAUUGCAAAAUGAGCUAUCAGGGAGUUCAAAAAUGAAUAAUGAGUUGAAGUUAACUGAGGAGUCCCUUGUUCAAGCUCCAAAUGAAAUUGUUGACUGUAACCCUUCAAACAGAAUAACCUUUGGGGAUCCGAUGAUGAACAAUCAAACAAACAACCUUCAGAGGUGCGCUAAUCAAAUUGAAAUAGAGAAAUAUUCUCAGAUUCAGCGCAAGAUGUCUUCCUUAAAUGAUGUGGGCCCAUCAAUGAGUAGUACAUCCUCGGGAUUCAACAAAAACUUUCAGAAGAGUGCGACAGUUGAUGUUGCAUCUGAAACUGUAGGUCAUACUUGUUCAUCAAACUAUAACUAUUUAGUGAAUCAACAUGAAAAUGUAUUCACUUUUACCGAGGACCUGAAAUUACGAGUACAACCACAGAGUCCACAACUUCGAGGCACACAUGCUCUAAAUUUGUCACAUAUUAAUUGUCUACAGACACAACUGCUUUCAAAAGAUUUCAGGCCUUUUUCCUGUAUAACUGAUAGUAUUAGUGGCAAUGAUAUUAUUGGUUGUCCUAGUUCACUUAGAAUGAACCACAUGUCACCACUUGCAUCUGUUGAUAAUUUAGAGAAUGGAAGUCAUCCAAAUAUAGACAACAAGAACCAUGAUAUCCCCAUUUUAUCAGUAGAAAACUUCUCUUUGUCCAAUUCUAUUGGUUUGCCUGCUCCACCAUCAUCUAUUGUCAGAGAUUUCGCAUUGCAGACACCAGGAUUGAAAAGUCCUAGUGGUAUUUAUGAAACCAGGACUUCACAGAGUAUGCACAUCGAUCUUGAUGAGAAAAUCAAUCAGAGUAGCAAACUAGAUUGGGAAGUUGAAAGUACAUCACAUGAUCCAGAUUUGAGCCAAAUUGUUAGUUCUACCCAAUUUCAAGGUUACAGCCAGGCUGCUUCUGGAUUUGAUGUAUUAAAUGUUCUGAGAUUUCAACAGAGGAAAGUUAUUAAUCUUGUUACAGAAAAGUUUGAUCUUCCAAGUCGACUGGCAUUUGAAGAUGAAUCUCAAUCAACUAUUCGCAGUACUCAAAGUCAGAGGGAUCACAAUGUCGCUGAUAGUGGACUGGUAGUUAAGGGUGGAGAUAUUUCAGACUUGAUAGGAUAUCGAGAAGAUGAUGUUGGACUGCUUUUGGACCAGUUUUCACCAUCAUAUAACACUAUGGACCUCAUACUCAAACAGGAAGGUGCAAUGUUAGAGCAAGGUGAUUAUGUUAUCGAUGGUUAACAGCUGGAGAAUCUUCAUGUGAAAUGGACUAAUUCUGCUUAAUCUCUGUUGCAGAAUGAAAAGCCCUAUAGUGGCAAGGCAGAUACAAACUUAAACUUGAGCAUGAUACAAGUUACAAAUUUGUAAAACAGUGGAUGCUGAAACUAGUGGGAAAAUCUUUAUCUCCGUGUUAGCUGGAGAAUACACACAACAAAGUAAUAUUCAUAUGAUUAAUUGUAUUUUCUUUUCAGAUGGCCCCUUUCAGUAAAUAUAAACACUCCAACGUUUUCAGGGGUUGUAACA